UAGACUGUCAGUACGACGUCAUAGAAACAAACAAUAAUGUCGGAGUCCCUGGCCGCCAUCCCCGACGUGGAGAUUGAUCCGGAGGGAACCUUCAAGUACAUUUUGGUCCGAGUGAAAGUGAAAGGCGCGGAUUUCAGCAAAGAAAUAGUCCGCGGUACAAAAAGUGCAGAGUAUCACAAUCAUAUUUUUGAGAAGGUCAAACCUGCUGUGGAGGCCUCGGGGAUGGAGUGUCAAUGCCUUGGUGGAGGGAAGAUAGAACACAAGAGUCAAGAGAAAAAAAUAAGGGUGUUUGGAGAGUCCACUGGUUUCGGUAAAGCCGACCAUUCCGUGUCAGCGGAGAAGUUGAAGAGCGUCUUCAGCGACUACGAGAUCACCUGGAGUGACGACAAAAAAUAAAAAUGUAAAAAAUUACACCUUUAUGAAUUAAAAACCCAAGAGUCACA
This is a messenger RNA of Syngnathoides biaculeatus (alligator pipefish), 443 nucleotides long. The record is from RefSeq and is a predicted model, not a curated record. The transcript is spliced from 3 exons. Gene Ontology annotation, molecular function: protein histidine phosphatase activity. Lineage: Eukaryota; Metazoa; Chordata; Actinopteri; Syngnathiformes; Syngnathidae. Bases 37 to 396 code for a protein of 119 amino acids. Gene Ontology annotation, biological process: peptidyl-histidine dephosphorylation. Gene Ontology annotation, cellular component: cytosol.